Molecule: messenger RNA, 1111 nt
Organism: Ictalurus punctatus (channel catfish)
Lineage: Eukaryota; Metazoa; Chordata; Actinopteri; Siluriformes; Ictaluridae
Gene: mrpl34
Product: mitochondrial ribosomal protein L34
Exons: 2
Coding region: 122-469 (115 amino acids)
Biological process (GO): translation
Cellular component (GO): mitochondrial large ribosomal subunit; ribosome
Molecular function (GO): structural constituent of ribosome
Source: RefSeq, a predicted model, not a curated record
CACUAGGGAUAGUUUCUCUCACACAUCGCCUGGACAGAGUAACACCAUCCUGCGGCGUGUUUGGCUGUGUUUUGCUGUGUUUUGCUGUGUUUUGCUUUCCGUAUAAAUAUUGCUGGACGAAAUGAACAUCCUCCGAACAUGUUUACGCUUCCCAGGAACGACUAUUUUAUGUCGGAGCAAUGGUGCAGCUUCCAGUUGCAGUAAACUGCAGAAUGUCAGCUCCUUGUUCUCAUCAUGGAUGGGUGGUGAGCAGGGAACACUAAUCUCUAAGACAAAGGGAAGUGAGGUCUUUCAGUCACCACCGUGGCAUUACCAACAGGUCCGCACUGGGAAAAGAGGCACCGAGUAUCAGCCAAACAACAUCAAGCGAAAGAGGACUCAUGGGUGGAUUAAACGGAUCAGCACGCAGGGUGGCAUCGAGGUGAUUCUACGUCGAAUGCUUAAAGGAAGAAAAUCACUGACACACUGAAUCACACUGAGAUUUGAGCUGACUAAAAGGAUUGGUGUAGUUUUGCAAAACUCAACCAUUUAUUGUUUGUAAGUUGAUCUGAAUAAAGAGCUAAAUAAGAACUUUUUUGAGUUGUGAUGCUCAAAUGUUUUGAGUCUUCAUCAGCAAUUCUCUCUGGAUUAUGAGGUUACAUGAAAGCAUCUUUUUAUAAUGGCACACGUCUUUCAAGCAUCUCUUUCUUUUCUUGACUGGAAGCUUCAAUGACCUUAUCUUCCUCUCCAUCUGCCAUGGAAACUGCUUGAGAAAUACUGUAUAAAAUUAUACCACUCUAACAAAUCCACCAAGGAAUGGCUCAAAAAGAAGAAAUGGAGGGUUAUGGAAUGGCCUAGUCAAAGCCCGGAUUUGAAUACCUUUGAGAAGUUGUGGGGGGAUUUGAAAGGGGCAGUACAUGCAAGAAAACCCUCAAACAUCUUGUAACUGAAAGAAUAUUGAAUGGUGGACAAAAAUUUCAGCAAGCCUUUUGGACAAUUAUGCAAAACACCUAUGAGAAUUUAUUUCUGGUAAACGGGGCAAUACUAGCUUCUGAAGCCAAGGGUGUGCUUACUUUUCCACAGAAGAUGAUCACAUCUAUUGAUACUUCUGUUGAAUAAAUGAUUGAAAAUG